AUGGACCCAAAACUAACAAAGCUGGGGAGGUCUCUCCCUGUGCCUUCUGUUCAAGAGCUGGUGAAGAAGCCACUGAAUACGGUUCCACCACAUUAUGUCCGACGUGAUCUAGAAACUCCGGUGAUCUUCAAUCACACUUCCUUGCCAGAGGUGCCGGUCAUCGACAUGUCAAAGUUGAUUUCCAGAGAUUUCAUGGAUUCAGUGCUGGAGAAGUUCCACCAUGCAUGCAAAGAAUGGGGUUUCUUUCAGUUGAUUAAUCAUGGAGUAAGCACAUCAUUAAUGGAGAAACCGAAGCUAGAAAUUCAAGAGUUUUCAGUCUCCCACUCGAAGAGAAGAAAAAUAUUCCCAAAAACCAAGAGAUACAGAGGGAUUUGGGCAGGCAUCUGUUUGAUGUUACAUGAUGUCAUUGUAACUGAGAGUGUACUUCAAGCUGAUCAAUCAUCUACGGAGACAAAGAUGUCGAGCUCUCUCCCUGUGCCUUCCGUUCAGGAGCUGGCAAAGGAGCCACUCACUACGCUUCCACCACGAUAUGUUCGUUCAGAUCAAGACCCUCCUUUCACAUCCAACGCCACUUCCUUGCCACCACUGCCUGUUAUCGACUUACAAAAGUUGCUUUCAGGAGACUUGACGGAUUCAGAAUUAGACAAGCUUCACGAUGCAUGCAAAGAAUGGGGUUUCUUUCAGUUGAUAAACCAUGGAUUGAGCAGUUCAUUGGUGGAGAAGGUGAAGAUAGAAACUCAGGAAUUUUUCAAUCUGCCAAUGGAGGAAAAGAAGAAGUAUUGGCAAAAAGAAGGAGAUACGGAAGGCUUUGGGCAGUUGUUUGUUUUUUCAGAGGAGCAGAAGCUUGAUUGGGCAGACAUGUUCUUCGUGAACACCCUCCCAAUUCAUUUGAGGAAGCCACACCUAUUUCCCAAGCUCCCUCUCCCUUUCAGAGAAAUCUUGGAAGCUUACUCGGUAGAACUAAGAGAUCUUGCCAUGACAAUCCUGUACCAAAUGGCAAAAGCUCUAAGAAUUGAGGCUGAUUAUUUCAAAGAAUUGUUUGAAGAAGGGAGGCAGGCCAUAGGAAUGAAUUACUAUCCUCCAUGUCCACAACCAGAGCUUGCUAUAGGCCUCAAUCCUCAUUCUGACGCUGGCGGCCUUACCAUCCUUCUCCAGCUCAAUGUGGUGGAAGGCCUUCAAAUUAAGAAAAAUGGGAUGUGGGUUCCUGUUCAACCCCUACCAGGUGCUUUUAUCAUCAACAUUGGAAACAUUUUAGAGAUUGUAACCAAUGGAAUUUACCCUAGUAUUGAGCAUCGAGCAGUAGUAAACUCGGCCAAAGAAAGGCUCUCAAUUGCCACAUUCUACAGCCCCAAAAUAGACGGCAAUAUGGGUCCAGCGCCAAGCCUUCUUACACCAGAGACUCCGGCGUUGUUUAAGACAAUGAGCGUUGCAGACUACUUCAAGGGAUUCUUUUCCCGACAACCGCAAGGAAAAUCAUACCUUGAUGUCUUGAGGGUUCAAAAUGAGAAUGAGAGUGAUUGAGUAAAGUGGAAAUUCAAAGGUUUGGUUUGUUUAAAAAGUUUCUUAAUAAUUGACAGGGCAUUUGUUUGAUGCUACAUCUUGCCAUUGUAAUUGAGUAAUUCUGGCUAGUUUGUGACCGAGAUUCGAGGGACCAAUUUGAGAUUAAACAAAGUUUUACGCUUGUAUAAUUAUAAAUAAUUGACAGGACAUCU
Messenger RNA from Pistacia vera, 1712 nucleotides. RefSeq names its product probable 2-oxoglutarate/Fe(II)-dependent dioxygenase. The coding region runs from base 1 to 1521 and encodes 506 amino acids. The record is from RefSeq and is a predicted model, not a curated record. The transcript has 8 exons. Lineage: Eukaryota; Viridiplantae; Streptophyta; Magnoliopsida; Sapindales; Anacardiaceae.